Molecule: messenger RNA, 3111 nt
Organism: Mesocricetus auratus (golden hamster)
Lineage: Eukaryota; Metazoa; Chordata; Mammalia; Rodentia; Cricetidae
Gene: Padi3
Product: peptidyl arginine deiminase 3
Exons: 16
Coding region: 98-2053 (651 amino acids)
Cellular component (GO): cytoplasm
Molecular function (GO): protein-arginine deiminase activity; calcium ion binding
Source: RefSeq, a predicted model, not a curated record
UGUGUGUGUGUGUGUGUGUGUGUGUGUGUGUGUGAUCACCAGCACCAAAUGAGCAGGAUGGUGGUGAGAUAUUGGAUCUCAGCUCUUAGGCACAAGAAUGCCCAUGAGUUUGUGUGGUACCUACCUGGGCUCUGCCACCCAGACGUUGCUCUCGGUUCCCGAGGGCACAGCCAUGUUUGAGGUCUAUGGGACACCCGGUGUGGACAUCUACGUGUCACCCAGCUUUGAGAGGAGCCGAGAGCGAGCUGACACCAGGCGGUGGUGUUUCAACGAGGGGCUGGAAAUCAUUGUGGUCAUGAACUCCCCUAGCAAUCACCUCAACGACAGUCAUAUUCAGAUAGCCUACCACUCCAGCCACGAGCAGUUGCCCCUGGCCUAUGCGGUACUCUACCUCACCUGUGUGGACAUCACUCUGGACUGUGGCGUGGAUUGUGAGGACCGACAGGACAGGAGCUUCGUGGAUAAGAGGCAGUGGGUGUGGGGCCCUGACGGGUAUGGAGCCAUCUUGCUGGUGAACUGUGAUCGGGAUGAUGUGGGCUCUGAUGCCCAAGAUAACUGUGACCAACAUGUGAACUGCCUGCAAGAUCUGGAAGACAUGUCCAUCAUGGUCCUACGGACCCAGGGACCUGAAGCCCUCUUUGACGACCACAAACUUAUCCUCCACACCUCCAGCUGUGAUGCAGAAAGGGCACGGGUCUUCCACGUCUGUGGUCCUGAGGAUUCCUGUGAGGCCUAUAAGUGUGUCCUGGGACCAGACAGGGUGUCCUACGAGGUACCCCGCCUCAAUGGCGACGAGGAGCGCUUCUUUGUGGAGGGCCUCUCCUUCCCUGAUGCGGGUUUCCCAGGGAUCAUCUCCUUCCACGUCACCCUGCUGGAUGACUCCAAUGAGGACUUCUCCGAGACCCCAAUCUUCACGGACACUGUGGUGUUCCGGGUGGCGCCCUGGAUCAUGACACCCAGCACCCUGCCACCCCGGGAGGUGUACGUGUGCAGUGUGAGAAAUAACACGUGCUUUGUGGAGGCCGUGGAGGAGCUGGCCAGGAAGGCAGGCUGCAAACUCACCAUCUGUCCUCAGGCGGAGAACCGCAAUGACCGCUGGAUCCAGGAUGAGAUGGAGCUGGGCUACGUGCAGGCGCCACACAAGACUAUGCCCGUGGUCUUUGAUUCCCCCAGGAACGGGGAACUGCAGGGCUUCCCUUACAAACGGAUCCUGGGUCUAGAUUUUGGCUAUGUGACUCGGGAGCCUCGAGACAGCUCUGUGAGUGGCCUGGACUCCUUUGGCAACCUGGAGGUCAGCCCGCCGGUGGUGGCCAAUGGAAAGGAGUACCCCUUGGGGAGGAUCCUCAUCGGGGGCAACCUGCCUGGGUCGAGAGGCCGCAGAGUCACCCGGGUGGUCCGAGACUUCCUCCGUGCCCAGAAGGUGCAGCCCCUGGUGGAGCUCUUUGUGGACUGGCUGGCUGUGGGCCAUGUGGAUGAGUUUCUGAGUUUCGUCCCUGCACCAGACAGGAAGGGCUUCCGGCUCCUUCUGGCCAGCCCCAGUGCCUGCUUCAGGCUGUUCCAGGAAAAGCAGAAGUGGGGUCAUGGCAGGUCCCUCCUUUUUGAGGGAGUCAUUGGUGACAGGCGGGUCAAGACCAUCUCCAUCAAUCAGGUCCUUUCCAACCAGAACCUUAUCAACUUUAAUAAGUUUGCCCAGAGCUGUAUCGACUGGAACCGGGAGGUGCUGAAGCGGGAGCUGGGCCUGACGGAGGGCGACAUCAUUGACAUCCCGCAGCUCUUCAAGACGGAGAGGAGGAAGGCCGUGGCUUUCUUCCCCGACCUGGUGAACAUGCUGGUAUUGGGCAAGUACCUGGGCAUCCCCAAGCCCUUCGGGCCCAUCAUCAAUGGCCGCUGCUGCCUGGAGGAGAAGGUGCGCUCCCUGCUGGAGCCGCUGGGCCUACACUGCACCUUCAUCGAUGACUUCACACCCUACCACAUGCUGCACGGGGAAGUUCACUGUGGCACCAAUGUGCGCCGGGAGCCCUUCGCCUUCAAGUGGUGGCACAUGAUACCCUGAGCCACGCCCGUCCCGCAUCCUUCCCCUGGGAUGGGGCAUCCACCCAGGCGAUGGAGACUGAGACGGACCCCUGAGCAACAGGCACCAAGAGACUCCCAUUUUCUACAUGGAAUGCCCAGGGUGACCCAUUCCCCUCAGAAGCCUUGUCUCUUGAAGUGUCUGCAAUCACCUGCAGCCCAUUCAGUCCCCAGGAAUGAAUCCUCUUGGUUCCCCCCAAAGAAGGGCCUCUCAUGUAGAUCAACAUGACCAUGGGAUACCCCUAAAUACCAUCCCUACACAGUCCAAAACUCCUCUGUGGGUACAUCCACUUGGGUGUCUAGAAGUGUUGGCACAUUGUCUCGUCAGCAGCUUGGCCUGUGUUUCCUAUGGUGGAAGGCCCCAUUGCCUCCUGUCCUACAGAGGAUGACUGUAAAGUCAGAAUAGUCCACAUAAAACAAGAGAGAUUCCACCCACCUCACCCCCCAGGAAGCUCUUGGGGGUCCAUUAGGUCAAAGUGUGACCAUCAUUCCCACUGCAAGUUCCCGGCCAGGACCCACCUCUGUCCCACCCAACCUAAGCUAUACACAGUAGGCACCUCUGUGAACUGUUGUCACACGGUGGGCGCCUCUGUGUGCUGUCACACAGUGGGUGCCUCUAGAUGCUCUGAGAAUGGCAGUUAUUCAUUUUAGCUUUAUACACUCCCCAUCAUCUGAUGUUUGAGAACCUGGUUGUCCAAAUCCUCUUGGAGGGGAAGUGACUGAAGGGCUGUUGGUGCUUAGGAAGACUGACUUCCGGUGGAGAGUGUCUUUCCUAAGACACAGGAUUGACUGUGGUGGUCCCACUGUCUGGAGGAGGAGGGUCAGCUGGCCUGGGGUAGAAGAGACCACUGGCUGACCUAGCCCUACACCUUCUGCCAAUAUGCCUGUCCUGCAAGAGAGGCCAGGGAGCCCAACCCCAGGCGCCACCAAGGCAGAACUCAGUGGGACAGUUGAACCUCUCCACAUACAGGGAGAAGGGAGGGGCCUGGCUGUCUCAAGAUGUGUGUUCUGUGGUCCAGCUGGCCAAUAAAUCAGCAGAAA